AUGAAAGGAAGAAAUAAGGAAAGAGUCAGGGAAGUGAUGCGUCGGUUGUUUGAAAACAUGAAGCACCUACAAAUUGAGACAUCGCACAAGGCUUUGGAGAUAGAUAGGAGUCAGAUUGAGUGCAAUCCUGUAACCAUCUUCAAACAAGCUGUUGACAAUUGUAAACCACUGCUGAUAACUGUUAGGGUUGUCAAAGGUGGAGUAGCAUAUAGGGGUAAGGCAGUGAGAAAGAAGCAAGAACUUCAUAAGAUGUGUGAGAGUAAUCGAGCCUAUGCACAGUUAAGAUAA
Molecule: messenger RNA, 288 nt
Organism: Physella acuta
Lineage: Eukaryota; Metazoa; Mollusca; Gastropoda; Physidae
Product: small ribosomal subunit protein uS7m-like
Biological process (GO): translation
Source: RefSeq, a predicted model, not a curated record